Molecule: messenger RNA, 6131 nt
Organism: Doryrhamphus excisus (bluestripe pipefish)
Lineage: Eukaryota; Metazoa; Chordata; Actinopteri; Syngnathiformes; Syngnathidae
Gene: gli1
Product: GLI family zinc finger 1
Biological process (GO): regulation of transcription by RNA polymerase II; smoothened signaling pathway
Cellular component (GO): nucleus
Molecular function (GO): DNA-binding transcription factor activity, RNA polymerase II-specific; RNA polymerase II cis-regulatory region sequence-specific DNA binding
Source: RefSeq, a predicted model, not a curated record
AGAGCAAGCAACUUGCGGGACUCCCUUGUUGCCGAACAUGGGCUCCUUCUUUUACUUCGCUUAAAGUUCACUUCUAAAGUGUACCAAGGAGGAAAAGAAGCACUUUAAAAAAAAGGGUGCGUUGAAGAAAGAACCGGGACAUCUCGCAUCCACUUCGAGCAAAGAAAAGACGAGAGAAAGCAAAAGAGGAAGGAGAAAAGGCAUCUUUCUGUUUUUGGAAUCUACAACUUUGGCAAGCCUUGAACCAUUCCAGCUCUUCCAAGGACUUUAGGAAGUUUGAUGCAGGCUGAGGUUGUUAGCGUAAGGCGAGCAGCGGGCCUCUGAGCGCCGAUGCCAGUGGACAUGCAGCCACACCAGGGCCUGUACCAGUAUGAGACCUCACCCAGCCAGCCCUCCAGAGGCCUCCUGUCUGCAGACCAGUCCCCCUACAGUGACGUGCCCUCUUUGCGUGCACCGCACCUCAACGGCCCUCCCCAGGAUUGCAGAGCCAUGUACAACCCUAUGACUCCCAGCAUGGGUCAUGGAUCAGGACCAGGACCGGGACAGAGCAUCGGCCACUGCUUGGAUCAGUAUAUGAGGCCCCACCAAGGUCCGAUUCCACUUGGCAUGAUGGGCCACAGGAACAUAGAAGGAAACAGCACCCCCUACUGUAACCAGAACAACAUGAUGUCCUCGCAUCACAACUUCAACUCAGAUCAGAUGAGCUCAGGUGACGGCUCGAGGUUCUCCACGCCGCGUUCCAUGCUGAAGCUGAGUAAAAAGAGAGCGUUGUCCAUUUCUCCGCUGUCUGAUCCCAGCGUGGACCUGCAGACGGUCAUCAGAACAUCUCCAAACUCCCUGGUGGCCUUUGUCAACGCCCGCUGCACGCCAAAUGGGGCCAGCUCCUACGGCCAUCUGUCUGUCAGCGCCAUGAGUCCAUCACUGAGUUACUCCGGCAACAUGAACUGCCACUCCAGGCCACAGGGAUCCCUCUACGGGGGAGGUGGGGUGACACCUCUGGGGUCACACACCACAGCCGCAUGCCAGGCGUCCCGGUUACCCCCCCACAAUCCUCGUCUCCAUGUUCCACCCAAGCAAGGACAGCUGAAGACUGAGCCUGGGCUUGUGGGGGUGAUAGAUGGCAUCAAUGUGAAGAGUCUGGAGGAGAGGUCAGAAGGAGAUGUAGCCAGCCCUUCCUCUACUGGUACUCAGGACCCCCUUUUGGGUCUCCUGGACGGCAGGGAUGACUUGGACAGGGAGGACGGAAAACCUGAACCUGAGGCCGUCUAUGAAACCAACUGCCGCUGGGAGAGCUGCAACAAGGAAUUUGACACGCAAGACCAACUCGUUCAUCACAUUAACAACGAGCACAUCCACGGCGAGAAGAAGGAGUUUGUCUGCCACUGGCAAGAGUGUUCUCGUGAGCAGCGGCCAUUUAAAGCCCAGUACAUGCUGGUGGUUCACAUGCGCAGGCACACGGGAGAGAAACCACACAAGUGCACUUUUGAAGGCUGCAAUAAGGCGUACUCUCGUCUGGAGAACCUGAAGACCCACCUACGCUCUCAUACUGGAGAGAAACCAUACGUGUGUGAACAUGAGGGCUGCAACAAAGCCUUUUCCAACGCUUCGGACCGGGCCAAGCACCAGAACCGAACCCAUUCCAAUGAGAAACCGUAUGUCUGCAAGAUCCCCGGUUGCACCAAGCGCUACACUGACCCAAGCUCGCUACGGAAGCACGUGAAGACUGUGCAUGGACCUGAGGCCCACAUUACUAAGAAGCAUAGAGGGGACACAGGCCCACGGCUGUCAGGCUCAGCUUUGACCCCCGGAGGAACCGGUACUGAAUUACUGCUGGAGAAAGAGGAGAAGCACCGAGAGGACUGCAAACUUAUGGCUCCUGAUAUUGCUCUGAAAUCCCAGCCAAGCCCUGGCGGUCAGUCGUCCUGCAGCAGCGAACGCUCCCCACUGGGCAGCACCAACAACAAUGACAGUGGGGUGGAGAUGAACCUGAACGCGGCCGGCAGCCUGGAAGAUCUCACAGCUCUGGAGGAUGGAGUCGCACCCGCAGCAGGUGGAGGCGAAGGGCUAGGAAGCGCGGGGGGAACGAUGGGGAUGUCGGCUCAGGCCCUGAAGAGACUGGAGAACCUGAAAAUUGACAAGCUGAAGCAAAUCCGAAGGCCGAAUCCCCCCAGCCGUUGUCUUCCCAACAAGCUUCCCGCACUCCCGUGUUCAGCUGAUACGAUGGGAAUGUGUGCAUCUUCUUCACUCCUAUCAAAUCGCCGUGUUAUGGAGCUAUCCAACCACGACAUGGGAGGCGGGACUUCAGUUACCGCCAAUGCGAGUGACAGAAGAGGAAGUGGGACCAGCAGCCUUAGCUCCGCUUACACAGUCAGCCGUCGUUCCUCUAUGGUGUCCCCCUACUUGUCCAGUCGGCGUUCCAGUGAUGUUUCCCAGUUGGGUGGAGCAGCAAGCGGAGGGGGACACCUUUUGGCCCAAGAUCAGAGCGCAGGUGAUCCCCUUUCUCCUGAGACCAGUCGGCGAGGAGGUCCCUGUCCGGGAAGUGGAGGAGGAGCGUUGCCAGGUCUUUCUACUCUAACACCCGCCCAGCAGUACAGUCUAAAGGCCAAGUAUGCUGCAGCGACUGGUGGUCCUCCGCCUACUCCCUUACCUGGCAUGGAGCAGCCACUCACUCCAGGGAGAAGAGGAGGUAUCAUGAGCGACUACCAGGGGCAACCGCUUCCUCCUUUCAUUCAGCAAAGCGGUCCACGUCGGCAUAGUGCCAACACGGAGUACGGCACUGGUGUCAUCUACCCGCACCAAGCUCCUGGCAACAACAACAGGAGAGCCAGCGAUCCGGUGCGAUCGGCAAUGGAUCCACAAGCCCCCCCAAAACGUUUCAACAGUCUCAAUAACGUAUCCAUGAUGGGGCGAAGAAAUGCUCUGCAACAUCAGGACCACCGCACCGCUAGCGUGUCUCGCCACAUUUAUUCCCCUCGACCACCCAGCAUUACAGAAAAUGUAAUGAUGGAGGCCAUGGGUAUGGAGCCUCAGCUGCCCCCUUUAGAUGCCAGAAACCAGUCCAUGAUGAUCCCACCUGGGGAGGGGGGGUUCAUGGGAUACCAGCAGCAGAUUCAUGGAGGAGUGGGAGGACCUCUUUCAAAUCAGCUCUCUUUAAGCCAUGACGCUGUGGGCGGUCCAGACCAAAAUUACAUGAAGGGGCACUACCAGACCCAAGGAGGGGAUGUCGCCUCCAGGGUUGGUGUGAAUCCAAGAUCUGUUCACCCGGACAGGAAUAAUACGCUUCUUCAGCAGGCUGAAUACGGCAUGAGCAACUGCCAGCUCAGCCCCUCGGGCCACCAUUACCCACCCUUAGAACAAGGGGGCGGGGCCGCCCAGUGGAACGAUGGCCACAAUCAGGUCCAAAAUUCUCUCCAGCAGUACUCAGAUCCUAGCAUGCAACCUCAGCAAGUCCACUUCAGUAAUCAAACAGGUCUUUACGAGGGGACCCAUAAACUCACAAUCAAACCCGAGCAACAGUUCCACCCCGGCAUGGGGGGCGGGGAUGCAUGUCAGAGUGCGAAACUACAACAACAACGACUCCUUCUCCAGCAGGGUUACCCCCAACAGACGGGCCGGGCUAUGAUGAGGAACUCCAGCUGCGACUUUCAAGGACAGAACCAAAACUCCUUUUCCAGUGGUGGAGGACUGAGUUUGGGUUGUGCUGGUACUGCUCUGGCUGAGGGGCAGAGGUCAGAAACCCCCAUGAUGCAGGUCAAGGAGAUGAUGGUGAGGAACUACGUGGAGUCCCAGCAAGCGCUCAUGUGGGAGCAACAACAAGAACAGCAGCAGAGUAGAAUAAAAGCACCUUCAAUUUCGGACAUGACUGGCCAGGCAGCCAUGAUGCAACACAGUCCUCAGCACCAAAACCAGAAUCUUUACCCCAACCAGCAAUACGCUGCCUACCCCAAACAGAACAUGGUCAUGAGCCCACCGGCCCCCAGUCGAGGACCCAAUUCAGCUACACCAAAAGAACAGCAGAUGAUGGGGCUCCAAGAUUCCUGCUAUGGUCAGGAAGUGGUUGUCCCCAGACCCCCUCAAGGACGGAAACCCCUCAGUCGCCAGAACAGUAUGUCACAAGUAGGAGGCGGGUACAUGGGAAGUCCACAGCAGCUUAGCCCUGCCCAUUCCAAUUCCAGCCCCAGAAGAGGGGUCCGGCUGCCUCCAGUCCAGCAACCACAACAUGAAAUGUUCUCCCCUUCUAAUAACAACAUCUACUACUCCGCCCACAUCCACAUGGAUACCCAGAAUGGACCCUGUCUCCCUCAGCAACACAACUUGGGCUCCACUCUAGACCCACCAACUGGCACAAAGCCUGCCCCCUUGGCUUCCUAUUCAGAAUCCGUCCCCAUUCCCAACGCCUUAGAAAACCUGGACCUGGACAACGCUCGCAUAGACUUUACCUCCAUUAUUGAUGAUGCCGAGCCCUCGCCGUUCAGUCCGCUCAACCAUCCCAUUCAGGGUCAGCCGCGAUCUUCCUCCCAGGCGUCAUCCCGUCUCACAACUCCGCAGACAUCGGUCAGCUUGUCCAACAUGGCAGUGGGUGACAUGACGUCCAUGUUGACCUCGUUGGCUGGGGAAAAUAAGUACCUGAACACUUUAUCGUAGGCCGACAAGAAAUAUCUCUGGAGUCUCGAGAGUUUUAUAUUGCCGGUCCAUUCUAAGGUACUUUGUGGAAUUAUGAGUUAUGCUCCUCGGCAUUGUCAGGAGUCAGUGGGGGUAACUGGGACAUAGUACAGAUGCCUCCUGUAAGCCUUCCUCCUGAGGUGUUCCAGGCUUCCCAACCAGGAGUAGACCCCUUGGGUAGACCUAGGACAUCCUGGAGGGUUUUACCAGGCAACGCCUUGGUAAAACCUGGUGGAACUGAAGGAGGUGGCCGCAGACAGAGAAGUCUGGGCUCCUCCUUGACCUGCUGCCCCGCCCCCUCCCACAACGACCCAGCAACAAGGACAUGCAAACGAUAAGCAAAAAAAAAUGCAUGGAUGGAUUAGUCAGGGAUAUUUUUUUCCUACAAAGGCGAGGAACUGACACGAUAUUCCAGCACAAAAAAAACGCCUUGAAACAUUAAAACCAAAGGUGCCUGAUUGUUUGUGAACAUUGCCCCCCCCCCCCCCCCAAAAAAGAGGCAUUCCAGUGGCGAAUAGAAGGAUACAUGUAAAUAAUACAUUAUAUAUACACAUUAUACUGUAUAUGUUGUGUAUACGACAAAUAAGACAAACCUUUUGUCUUGUGAUGCUUUGCGAUGUUAAUACAAUGAAGUUCUUUUAAGCGGUCCGGUUAGAAAAAAAAGGUACUACUACUAACCGUUAAUCUCCUGUACUUUGUAUCAUGGCCUAUCAGUAUUUCCACACAAUGUACACAUACGCAGACACUCAGGUUCAUGUUAAAAUGACUUGUAGCAACUUUACAUAUUGUCAUAUUGUUUGUGCAAACACAAGAUAAUUGCAAUAAAAGUAUCAGGAGUGGGCAUUACCUUUAUAAACAAUAGAGGAUACAUUUAUGACUAAUUGGCAUUUUUUUUUAUGAUGGGGGAUUUUUACUUUGAAUGUUCAAAACUCUUGUUUACAUGCCAGUGUUGCAUUGAGAAGAGAAAUCCUCCCGAUUUGACAGCAAGAUGAGCAACUGAAGCAAUAGCGCCUCUCUUUGGUUACAGCAAGUAGUGCACUCUAUUGUACUCACGUGCUCAGUGCUGCAUGUUAACCUACAAAGCAUAGAAUGCACAGCCCAGCAUAUGUUAGAUAGAAAUGUACAAUGACAAAUUAAAGGUAUAUUCGUUUGAUAUAUUUGCACAAGUCACACAUUUAAAUCUGUAAAAGGUCCUUUAAAGAUGGUAUACACUCGAAAAAUAAAUGUUUAGCCUCAACAAAAAAAAAAUCAACGCAACAAUUUCCAUUAUAGUCUUUCUUAGUUAUGACAACUUCAUUUGAAAUUGCUUUGAACCAACAAACAAUAUUGCAUUGCACAAAUUAAAAUUGUUGAAUAAUUAUAAUUGUUGUCAUAGGGACAAGUUUUUUAAGUUGGUAACUCAAAGAAAUAUGUUAAGUCAACUGACUUAAUCAUUUUAUUCAAAGUAGUUUAAUUUGUUGUCUACUUAA